Miscanthus lutarioriparius is the source of this 390-nucleotide messenger RNA. The record is from the annotation of a GenBank genome assembly. Lineage: Eukaryota; Viridiplantae; Streptophyta; Magnoliopsida; Poales; Poaceae.
AUGCCAACCCUCACCUCCGAUGCCAUUAUUGCGUCCCCUAGGUGGGGCGUCCCCUUCUGCGGCGGCCGCUCGUCAGGCGGGGCGCGCACUCGCCGCCCGCCGUCGUCCGCCGGCCAAGGGCACGGCUGCGGAUGGCCGCCGCUGGACCGCGUGGCCGGCUGGGUCGGCGGCGGCAUCGCCGCGGUGUUCUUCGCGUCCCUGGAGCGGUGCUCGUGCGUCAACGUGCGCACGCACGACGACCUCCUCGACGACGAGCAGAGGGACUCGGAGGCGCCGCUUAUGUUCGACGACGGCAACUGUAACUCCACGCCCGGGGCCACCGGCGGCGUGGAGAGGAGAGGAGCCAGGAGGAGCGGCAAGGGCAUGAGGACUGGAAGUGGGGAUUUUUAG